Messenger RNA from Xiphophorus hellerii (green swordtail), 1282 nucleotides. It is a transcript of the gene aga, whose product is annotated as aspartylglucosaminidase. The record is from RefSeq and is a predicted model, not a curated record. Lineage: Eukaryota; Metazoa; Chordata; Actinopteri; Cyprinodontiformes; Poeciliidae. Gene Ontology annotation, biological process: protein deglycosylation. Bases 157 to 1173 code for a protein of 338 amino acids. The transcript has 9 exons. Gene Ontology annotation, molecular function: N4-(beta-N-acetylglucosaminyl)-L-asparaginase activity. Gene Ontology annotation, cellular component: lysosome; cytoplasm.
AUGUGACACAACAAGGAAGUCUGAAGUCCUGACAACUACAAGAGAAGUAGUUCUCUUUAAAGCCACUUCUCUUUGAAAUCUCCUCUUUAUUUUUAGUUUGCUGUCACCUGACAGCUUUAUGUUUUAGUGUCUAUAAGUUAACAGAACAGAGCAAAAAUGCUUUUAUCACUCCAUUUUUUCUUUUUAAUGCUGUAUUUUCGGCUCGGACAUACCUCAUUACCGCUCGUCAUCAACACAUGGCCAUUUAAGAGUGCAACGGCUGCAGCAUGGCAUGCUCUGCAGUCCGGCGGCUCCGUGUUGGACGCCGUGGAGAAGGGCUGCGCCCGCUGUGAAAUGGACCAAUGUGACGGCACUGUGGGCUUUGGCGGCAGCCCUGAUGAGACCGGAGAAACCACACUGGAUGCCAUGAUCAUGAACGGUAACUCGAUGGAAGUGGGAGCAGUGGCAGACCUGAGAAGAAUCAAAAAUGCUAUUGGAGUCGCCAGAGCCGUGAUGGAGCACACUGAACAUACGAUGCUAGUGGGAGAGUCAGCCUCUGUGUUUGCUGAAAACAUGGGCUUUGCUGCAGAAGACCUGACUACCAACGAAUCUUUGAAUGUUUUCUCACAGUGGCUGAAGGGCAACUGCCAACCUAAUUAUCGAAAGAACGUCAGUCCAGAUCCGUCAACGUCUUGUGGACCCUAUGGACCAAAGGCAGCGCAACCACAGUGUAAUGGAGAGCGGCAGGUUAAUAUACACUCCCAUGACACCAUAGGGAUGAUUGCCAUGGAUACAGAUGGUCACAUGGCUGCUGGAACGUCAACUAAUGGACUAUCACACAAGGUCCCAGGCCGCGUUGGGGACUCCCCCAUCAUCGGAGCAGGAGCCUACGCAGACAGCUCAGCUGGUGCUGCCGCUGCCACUGGAGACGGAGACAUCAUGAUGCGUUUCCUGCCCAGCUACUUGGCUGUGGAGCUGAUGAGGAACGGGGCCGAUCCCUCAGCAGCCUGCAAGUCGGCCAUCUCCAGAAUCAAGAGGCAUUACUCAGACUUCUUUGGAGCCAUAAUCUGCGCAAACACAACAGGCCAUUAUGGUGCAGCGUGUAAUAAGGUCCCCAGCCUCACAGAGUUCCACUACAUGGUGGCCGACUCCGAGUCAGACACAGCAGUCCUAAAAUCUGUGCCUUGCUUUUAAGCAAACUCAGUCAGAUUAUGUCUGGAUUACAAGGUGAAAUUUUAUUCUGAUGAUUUCAUUUAAUAAAACAAGUAUAAAAACACAAUAAUAAAAAAAAUUACAAAAUAAA